Molecule: messenger RNA, 1454 nt
Organism: Cicer arietinum (chickpea)
Lineage: Eukaryota; Viridiplantae; Streptophyta; Magnoliopsida; Fabales; Fabaceae
Product: fructose-1,6-bisphosphatase, chloroplastic
Biological process (GO): fructose 1,6-bisphosphate metabolic process; fructose 6-phosphate metabolic process; gluconeogenesis
Cellular component (GO): cytosol; cytoplasm
Molecular function (GO): fructose 1,6-bisphosphate 1-phosphatase activity
Source: RefSeq, a predicted model, not a curated record
GGGAUUCUAAAAAAUGUGUCCUCAAAUGAAAAGAAUUUGGAUAAAGUUUUCACAGUAUGCAGUCAGCAACCUUCUAUCAACUUGUAAACUUCCGACCAAAGCUUCAAACUUUCCAAUCAAAAACUCCGACCCUUUUCUCCACCCGAAGAAUGGCUUCGGUUUCUGGGUUCAGAAGAAUGGCCUUGGACGGUUCUUCUUCAUCUUCAUCCACAGUAGCAAGUGAUGAUGGGUUUGUUACAUUGAUGGAGUAUAUGGGUAAGGGAGGAGGAAUUGGUGUGAAUGAUGAUUUAGUGGUGUUGAUUGAUCAUUUACAGUAUGCUUGUAAGAGAAUUGCAGCUCUUGUUGCUUCUCCUUUUAAUCAUAGUAUUGGGAAACAAACGAGUCUUGGUGAUUUUCCCAAUACUGGUUCAGAUAGGGAUGCUCCAAAGCCUCUUGAUAUUCUUUCUAAUGAAAUUAUCUUGUCAUCACUUCAAAAAUCUGGGAAAGUUGUUGUGAUGGCUUCUGAAGAAAAUGAUACACCAACUUGGAUAAGUGGUGAUGGUCCAUAUGUGGUGGUGACCGAUCCACUAGACGGUUCUCGAAAUAUCGAUGCAUCCAUUCCAACUGGUACAAUUUUCGGUAUUUAUAAGCGCCUGGAGGAGCUAGAAGACCUUCCUACAGAGGAGAAGGCUUUGCUGAAUUCACUCCAAAGUGGAAAUAGGCUGAUAGCUGCUGCUUAUGUUCUCUAUUCAUCUGCAACUAUUCUCUGCAUCACCUUUGGUUCUGGAACACACGCAUUCACUCUCGACCGUUCAACAGGAGACUUCAUCCUCACAAAUCCAAGCAUUAAAAUUCCUCCCCGCGGGCAAAUUUAUUCAGUGAAUGAUGCAAGGUAUUUUGAUUGGCCUGAAGGUUUAAGGCAAUAUAUAGAUACUGUGAGACAAGGAAAAGGUAGAUAUCCUAAGAAGUACUCUGCAAGGUAUAUAUGUUCUCUUGUGGCUGAUCUCCACAGGACUUUGUUGUAUGGAGGUGUUGCGAUGAAUCCGAGGGACCAUCUUCGUCUUGUUUAUGAAGCAAACCCUCUUAGUUUCAUUGUGGAGCAAGCUGGUGGAAGAGGGUCUGAUGGAAAAAGUAGGAUUCUUUCACUUCAACCAGUUAAACUGCACCAAAGACUUCCUCUCUUUUUAGGGAGUUUGGAAGACAUGGAAGAGUUGGAAAGUUAUGGAGAUAUACAUCAAAAAGUAAAUCCUGGUUAUGAGGUUUGAUGCUAUAGCAUUGAAAUUUUGAAUGUUCAAUCUUGACCAUGCUUCUUUACUUAUUUAUUUGUUGUUGUUCUUUCAUCUUUCAUCUCUGCUGUAUCUAUUGCCAAAUCCUUCAUUUGUGUUAAUAUCUUUCUUUCCCUUUGUUUUUCUUGGGAGAUGGUUCCUUGCUAACUCGUUAAUUAUGGGUUAAGAUUCCCUCUAUUUCUCAUCCAA